AUCAAACCUGCGGUCCCGGCCCGACCCAUCUCUAUGGGAUUUUCCAGUGAAUGGCUGGAACAGUCCUAUUUGGACUGGAGGCAUGCAGCCAGUGCCAGAUUAAUACGAAUAGUACUGUUCAUCACAUCUGGCUCCGCAUUCCUUCGUACACUCGGCCAUAUUCCUGGAUUCUAUGCUCUAUGGACGGCUGUAAUACUGCUUCUUUCUACCGUAACCAUCAUCUUCCAUAUCCUACGUCCCGCCCGUAUAGCCGCAUUUCAAAUUCUUGCCGGAAUAGUGCUCCUUCUCGACGUGGCAUUUGCCCUACCCGGUUAUGAAUCUCUUUUCCCAGCCCUACUGGCAGUAUUCUCACUUUAUACAUUCUUUUCUCUACCGUUCUAUGCGAUUCUAGCAACAUCGACGUUGAUUUCAAUUGUUCAAACAUGCUCAUUUCUGCUGUUCGUUGAGCCGCUUCACACAAACGAGCUCCUUGCCAUAAUCGUGGUUCACAUUUGGACAAACUUCACUGGAAUCUACUUGUGCUCAACAGCAGAUCGUCUUGCACGUAACGCAUUCCUAUCGGCUAGAAACUCAUCGGAAGCCGAAUCGACUGCCGAGUUUCAAAGCAAUCGUCUGAACAAACUUCUCUCAUCAUUUCUACCAUAUCAUCUUAUCAAUCAAGCCAGACAUCAGAUCACUCUCUACAAACCACAUUUGUACAAUGAAACGUAUUCACAGGUAUCAGUUGCAUACGGUCGACUUGUUGGAUUCGAGUCCGUCCUUGCUCAAUGCUCAUCGAUCGACGCGGCACGUGUACUCAAAGAGCUUGAUAGCCGAAUCGAACGUCUUGCAGCAUCAAAUGGAUGUACUCGAGUGGCGUCUGAAGGAAUAACUGCAGUUUGUUCAAUUCCUGGAAUCGAUUCUCAGCAUGCGACAAAGUUAUGCAGAUUUUCGAUGGAAUUGGAGACAUUGAUCAAUUCAUUCCGAGAUGCAACUGGAGCAGAUGUAUCGGUUUGUAUUGGAAUUGAUAGUGGUCCUGUUACGGCUGGAGUUGUUGGAGUUUCAAAAUGGCAUUAUGAUGUUAUUGGAUCAGUUUUUGAUAAUGCUCUGCUCAUGCAAAGUAAUGCAACUGAACCAGGUGUCUACGUAUCAAAUGAAACUCGUCGUUUCCUUGGUUCAACGGGAGAAUUUGAACUGGAAAAAUGUCCAAUUGGAUGGAAACUUUAUGGACACUUACCAUCACCAGAACUUUUCCCUGUUAAUAAAAGAUUCUCAUUGGUGACAGUACCCCAAGCCGUCAACCGAGUGCUCCAAAGCAUUGUCGCCAUGAAUCCAACUCUCAAAACCAUGGGAACGAAUAAAAAGCGAAAAGGAGAGAAAAGUCAGGAGAAGUUUGAUAUGCAAAAGAAGAAGGUCGAACAUUCAACCAUCAUCUCCACAUUAAGCCAAAGAUUUCGGAACCCUGGUCUUGAAGCUGAAUAUCACAAGGAAACAGAUCACUGGUUCAUACCAUCUCUUGCAAUUUCCAUAUUCUUUCUAGUGGUCUAUGGGAUAUAUCAUAUGCUCGUGAUGCCAAGACUUAUCACAAGUUUAGCACUGAUUGUUGGAGCAUUGACUGUUAUGUUCUUCAUUCUUCUCAUGCUAUACAUUGAUUACUUUCACACAUUCUCCCAAUUCAUCACUCGUACAUCUGCUGGACACGCAGUCAGUAUUAUUUUGAUUAUUGUGAUCCUUUUUGUGUGUGGAAUUGUGAAUACGUUUUCAUGUCCGCAACCAAAUGCUCCUGACGUAUGCCAAAAAGCCCAUUUUUCCACAUACUCGUUCGCAAUGUGGACUAUCACAACAGCCGUUUUUGUUCGUUUUCCAUCAGUUUAUCUAGCAAUUCUUCUUAUCAUUUCUCUUCUCACCUACGGCCUACAAAUCUAUGUGACAAGACCUGAUGAAUUUGGACCAAGAGAAUUUAUGACUGAAUUGGAUCUUUCGUGUUUUCUAAUCUCCCUUGUUUCAAUGGUAUUUCUACAUUCAAGACGAUGCGAGCGACUUUUGAGAUUGGAUUUUCUAGCAGUUGUAAAAGGAAUUGAAGAGACUUCAAUGAAAGAUAAACUAAUCAAUUUAAAUAAUCAAAUGCUUCUGAACCUUGUACCAGCUCACGUGGCACCAGGUGUCAUUCAAAAAGCCGGAGACGUAUGGCAUCAUUCUCAUCAAUCAGUCGGAAUUGCCUAUAUCGCAGUAAGUGGAUUCGAUUUGGAAGGAGAAGCAGGAAUCAAUGGGUUGAACUACGUUUUCUCACAUUUUGACCAAGCUAUAGCGAAUUAUAAAGGAGUUGAGAAGGUGAAAAGUGCCAAUCGAUUCUAUAUUGUUGCUGUUGGUCUGUUGCCGGAUGCUGCUCAAAAUGUUAAUGAAACGCCAUGGACUAUUGGAGAGCUUAUGAGCACGUUGGCUCAUUUUAUUAUUAGCAUUUCACAAUUUGCAAUGGAAAAUGAGUUUCAUGUUCAGAUCGGUGUUGAUUGCGGAAGCACUCUUGCGUUUGUAGCGAACACCGAUCAGCCCCGUUAUGAAAUAUUCGGUGAGACUCUUGAUAGAUCCCGUACACUCAUGCAAGCAGCCGGACAUGACACAACUCUAGUUUCUGAAGAAGUGUUCUUGGCUCUUCGUCCUCGUCCGUUAAGAUUCAGUUCACAGCCUGUGAAAGUUGCAAUGAAUUUGAAUGCAUAUGAAUUGGUUACGGGACUUCGAGAUGUGUCAGUUGAUAUUCCAACAAUGCCGAGAGAAGAACAAGAAAGGCAUACUCAAGGAAUGGUUGAAGCACAAUUUGCUAAUCAAUCGAGAAUGUAUGAUACACAAACUUCUGAGAUGGCAUCAUCAAUGGCAUCAUCAUUCUCCUCGGAACUCCGAUCAAUUGAUGGAGACGCUGAAACUGAUUCAGAUCUCGAAUGGAUAACGCCUGAAACUGCACUUAUGAAGGAUCCACAACCACAACGGAGUCAUCGUUUUGUGCUGAAAAACUCGGAUUAUGAUCCUUAUCGCGAGCCCGUGCAUCGGAAUAUUCGAGCAAUGUCUGCAGAGCAAGACUAUCGAAAUCGGAGGAUUCAAUCGGGCUCUGAUAUGUCGGAUGCCGAGUGUGGAGGACCGAGUACAAGCAGGGCGAAUAGUCGGAAUAGUUACCGUCGCGGCUGGCGUCCCUCAUCCAAAAACUCGCUCCGAAACGGUUUUGGCCUAUUCCGAAAAGGCCACUCUGAUAACGAACAAUCAGUUGAUGGAAUUGAUAAAAUAGAGGCAGCUGCAAAUCGAGUUGAUCGAAUGAUUCAAGAACUCAACGCUUUUGGAGAUUUCGCUGAGAUCAAACCACUCGAAUAUCAACCAUUUCCUGCAAAUUUCGGAUCAGUAAAAUCGAUACAUCGUGCAAUGUCAUCAGCAUGUCAUACAGAAUACGAUAAUGCAGAAUCUGAUGCUGUUAUCUCUGAUGUAGAGUCGAAUGCUAACUCGAUUUCUCAGUUAAGAAAUUCUAAAUCUCGACAGAAACGUCGAUGGAAAGAAGCAAGAAGAUGGCAUCGCGAUGCUGCUGAUGGUGAUACUGAAUCACAAUGUAGUAGUAUGGCUGGAAGUAUUGAUUUAGAUCCUAUCAGAUGGAAAUCAACUCAUUCAAUCGGUUACGAAAACGAGUAUGAAAUGCAAAGUGACGUUGAGGGACUGGCAUUUGAAGAAAUGGCUGCCCUUUCUCGUGAUAUUCGAAACAAUUUCGGAGACUUUCAACUUUCAACAUUUGAUGAUAUUGAUCAGGACUAAUCAUUUCAUUUUUUUCAAAUAUAUGUUUCUUACUAUUCUCUAGGUCUUUCAGGUAGGCAUGCCUACCUGAUAGCCUCACCUCUACCUGAAUCUCUAUGUUUCUCCUCAAAAUCCUCACCGAUUCUAAAAACGGGUCUCUCAAAAAAGUACCAAUAUAUUUUUGCUCAACUUGUUGCCUUCCCUUUUUUGUAUCCCGGUAUACUUUAUUGUUAUGCAAUACUUAAUUGUUCUCUGCGAUACGCGGUGCUAAUUAGUUUUCAAAAUGAAUAUUUUUC
Messenger RNA from Caenorhabditis elegans, 4040 nucleotides. It is a transcript of the gene acy-3, whose product is annotated as adenylate cyclase. Gene Ontology annotation, biological process: cyclic nucleotide biosynthetic process; intracellular signal transduction; cGMP biosynthetic process. The coding region runs from base 34 to 3765 and encodes 1243 amino acids. The transcript has 13 exons. The record is from RefSeq and is marked reviewed. Lineage: Eukaryota; Metazoa; Nematoda; Chromadorea; Rhabditida; Rhabditidae. Gene Ontology annotation, molecular function: adenylate cyclase activity; guanylate cyclase activity. Gene Ontology annotation, cellular component: membrane.